Miscanthus lutarioriparius is the source of this 3570-nucleotide messenger RNA. NCBI's taxonomy places the organism in Eukaryota, Viridiplantae, Streptophyta, Magnoliopsida, Poales, Poaceae. The record is from the annotation of a GenBank genome assembly.
AUGGCCAUGGAGAUCUCCCCGACGCAGUCGCCACCGCGGACGCCGCGUAGGGCGGCGAAGCCGCGGCUGUUCAUCAAGGAGAUGGUCCUCCGCAACUUCAAGUCCUACGCAGGGGAGCAGCGCAUCGGUCCUUUCCACAAGAGCUUCUCGGCUGUUGUUGGGCCAAAUGGCAGUGGAAAGAGUAAUGUCAUUGAUGCAAUGCUUUUUGUGUUUGGGAAGCGUGCAAAGCAGAUGCGCCUAAACAAGGUCUCCGAGCUCAUACACAAUUCUUCCAAUCAUCAGAACCUAGACAGUGCUGGUGUUUCUGUUCAUUUUCAAGAAAUCAUUGACAUGGAUGAUGGGAACUACAGUGCUGUUGAGGGUAGUGACUUUGUCAUCUCAAGGGUUGCUUUCCGUGACAACACUUCUAAAUACUACAUAAAUGAGCGUGGAAGCAAUUUUACUGAAGUAACUAAACUGCUGAAGGGCAAGGGAGUUGACCUUGAUAAUAAUCGCUUUCUCAUCCUCCAGGGUGAGGUUGAGCAAAUCUCCCUAAUGAAACCAAAGGCUCAAGGUCCACAUGAUGAAGGUUUUCUAGAGUAUCUUGAAGACAUAAUAGGGACAAACCAGUAUGUUGAAAAAAUUGAAGAAGCGUACAAGCAACUCGAAGUGCUCAAUGAAAAGCGAACUGCAUCAGUGCAGAUGCUAAAAUUAGCUGAGAAGGAAAGAGACAGUUUAGAGAGUGCAAAAAAUGAAGCUGAAACAUACAUGCUGAAGGAACUUUCACUUCUGAAAUGGCAAGAAAAGGCAACGAAGCUGGCUUCUGAUGAUGCUAUCUCACGUGUUAAUCAGUGUCAAGAGAAUGUGGCAGACCUGGAAAAGAAUCUUGCCUCCGAAAGGGAGAAGAUACAGCAGAAUUCUCAAACUCUGAAGGAAAUGGAGUCUAUUUACAAUAAACAUGUCAAAAGGCAAGAGGACCUUGAAAAUAACAUGAAGAGCUGCAAGGACCAGUUUAAAGAGUUUGAGAGGAAAGAUGUAAAAUACAGGGAAGAUUUAAAGCAUCUUAAGCAGAAUAUCAAGAAGCUGGAUGACAAAGCUGAAAAGGAUACAUCAAAACGUGAUGAAAAAACAAAAGAGAUGGAGGAGUCAUCCAAUCUCAUUCCACAGCUGGAGGCAGAAAUACCCAAAUUGCAAGAGCGACUUAAUGAAGAAGAGAAAGUCUUAGAGCAGAUCAAAGCAUCCUCUCGAGAAGAAACUGAGAGGCUUCGUGCUGAACUUACUCAAGUACGAACUGAACUUGAACCAUGGGAAAAUCAAAUUAUUGAGCAUAAAGGAAGGUUAGAUGUUGCAUCUGCUGAGAAAAAGUUAAUGAAAGAAAAGCAUGAUGGAGCUCAAGCAGAAUUAACUGAUGCACAAAACCAGAUGGAAAGUAUAAAGGAGAAAGUUAAAACAAAGGAUUCAUACAUUGUGGAGCUUCAAGAAAAAAUAGAGAAACACCAGAAUGAAGCAUCUGAAGCUCGCAAAAUCGAACAGGAAUGCCAAAAACAGGAGGAUUCACUGAUCCCUCUGGAACAAGCAGCAAGGCAGAAAGUUGCAGAGAUGAAAACCACUAGGGAUUCUGAGAAGAACCAAAGUACUGCUCUGAAAGCAAUUUUGCAAGCCAAGGAAUCAAAUGAAAUACAAGGCAUUUAUGGUAGGCUUGGUGAUCUUGGUGCAAUUGAUGCAAAAUAUGACGUGGCCAUAUCAACAGCAGCUUCAUCUGGGCUUAAUUAUAUUGUGGUUGAAACAAUAAAUUCGGCCCAAGCUUGUAUUGAGUUGUUACGUAGAAGGAACCGUGAGGAAACUGUAACUUGUUUGAUCCUGGAAAAACAAACGCACCUCCUUCACAAAAUUAAAGAGAAAGUAAAAACACCUGAAGGAGUUCCACGCCUUUUUGAUCUGGUAAAGGUUAAAGAUGAGAAGCUGAAGUUAGCCUUCUUCCAUGUCUUGGGGAAUACUGUUGUUGCAAAUGAUCUUGAUCAGGCUUCGCGAAUUGCAUAUACUGCAGCAAAGGAGUUCCGUCGGGUAGUUACCCUAGGCGGUGAACUGUUUGAGAAGUCUGGUACCAUGAGUGGUGGUGAUGCUAAAUCCCGUCUUGAAAUGGAAUUGGCAAAAGCUAAAAAGGAGGUUGAGAGUAUGAAUGCACAGUAUAUUUACAAUGAAAAGCGACUAGAGUCUCUGAAAGCCGCUUCACAACCCAAAGCUGAUGAGCUUCGCAGAAUGAAAGAGCUGGAUGGCAUCAUAUCUAGUGAGCAAGCUGAACUAGAUAGACUCACAAAGUGUUCCAGCAAACUUAAAGAUCAGGCUUCAGAACUUCAACAGAAAAUUGAAAAUGCUGGAGGGAAGAUGCUGAAGGACCAGAAGGCAAAAGUUGGCAACAUCCAAUCUGAACUUGACAAAACAAGUUCAGAAAUCAACAGACACAAAGUUAACAUAACUUCAGGUGAUAAGUUGGUGAAAAGGUUAACCAAGGGCAUUGAGGAGUCCAAGAAAGAUAGAGAAAAACUUUUUGCUGAAAAGGAGAAUAUGCUGUCUAUGUUCAAAGAGAUUGAGAAGAAAGCAUUUGUUGUUCAGGAAGAGUAUAAGAAAACACAGGAGAUGAUAGACAACCAUAAGGUUGAGCUUGACAAAACUAAGGAAGAAUACACGAAACUAAAAAAAGCAAUGGAUGAACUGAGAGCCUCGGAGGUUGACGCUGAGUACAAAUUGCAAGAUACAAAAAGGCUUGCCAAGGAGUGGGAAAUGAAGAUGAAAACAUUCAAGAAAAGGCUUGAUGAAAUUCAGACAAAUGUUGUUAAACACAUGGAUCAAAUCCAAAAGGAUGCUGUUGAUCCUGAGAAACUCAAAGCGACUCUAGGUGAUGAGCAACUAAAUGACACGUGUGACAUGAAAAGGGCAAUGGAGAUGGUGGCAUUGUUGGAGGCUCAGAUUAAAGAUUUGAGCCCAAACCUGGAUUCCAUAGCAGAGUACCGCACAAAGGCUCGCUUGUAUGGUGAGCGUGUUGAUGAGCUAAAUGCUACCACUCAGGAACGUGAUGAUCUUAAAAAGUUGUACGAUGGGUUAAGGAAGAGAAGGCUAGAUGAAUUCAUGGCUGGGUUCAACAUAAUAUCUUUGAAACUGAAGGAGAUGUACCAGAUGAUUACUCUUGGAGGCGAUGCCGAACUGGAACUUGUUGAUUCCUUGGACCCAUUUUCAGAAGGUGUUGUUUUCAGUGUGAGGCCUCCAAAGAAAAGCUGGAAAAACAUUGCCAAUUUAUCUGGUGGUGAGAAGACGCUUAGUUCGCUAGCUUUGGUGUUUGCUCUUCACCACUAUAAACCUACUCCCUUGUAUGUUAUGGAUGAGAUUGAUGCUGCGUUGGACUUUAAGAAUGUAUCAAUUGUGGGACACUAUGUGAAAGAUAGGACCAAAGAUGCACAGUUCAUUAUUAUAAGUCUGAGGAACAACAUGUUUGAACUAGCCGACAGGUUGGUUGGUAUUUACAAGACGGACAACUGCACCAAGAGUAUAACAAUCAACCCAGGAAGCUUCGGCGAGAGCAUGAAAGUAGUGUAG